CAUUGGCUCUACCACACAACUCAUUUGCAUGCCGCAGUUUCUCCCCCCAUCACGUGAUCGGAGGGGGGCGCUGAGGCUUCCUGUUUGAGGUCAGUGGGGGGGAGGAAAAUCGAGUAGCGGGCCUCCCUCUGGUCUCGCGCUGCCUGGCGGGGUUCUUGUCAGUUAGCAACAAAAUGGCCGCGGUGGCAGCAGCUCUGCUCCUGAGGACGGUGGUGGCGGCGGCGGCGGCGGCGGUGGCGGCAGCAGCAGCGAGGAGGAGCGGGGGCCCGGCACCGCCUGCCUGCUAGAGAGAGAGAGCGCGAGACGCUGCAGCCCCAGCCUCCCCGCCACAGAGGGACUUUGCCUGAGACGCUGCGGCUGCAGCCCCCUGGGGAGACGUUGCUGCCUCAGCCUCCUGCCUCCCCCCGGGGCGCAAGACUCCUGGAUCUCCCCCCCCCUCAGUGAGAGGCUCCGCUGCGGCAGCUUCCAGUCUGGUCCUGAGAGACGCUGCUGGAUCCCUCUGGAGGAGACGGAGAGACCCCGCUGGAUCUCCCCUCGUCCUCUUCCUGCCACAGGAUCCUCCGCCAGAGACGCUCUGCUGGAUUCCCCUCGCCCCAUUGGGUCCCCCCGUGAGAGAUCCUUCUGCUUGGAUCCCCCAUAAGAGAGACUGCUGGGUCCUCCCCCUGUGAGUGACUGCUGGAUCCUCCCCCCGUCCUUCUCCCGGUGAGAGAGACUUCAUUGGAUCCUCCUCCUGCCUGGAUCCCCAUAUGAGACUCUCUGUUGGAUCCCCCUGUGGCUCCAUAUUUUAGAGGGGGAGCCCUCUUUGAACCCUUUUGGGGGAUCCACUUUCUCCUUUUAAUUUGCACUUUUUGAAGCCUCAGAUGCUCCUCCAUGUGGACUGAGAAUCCAUCAACACAAACAAGAAAUAAACUCUCCCCGAUCCACUCUAGAUCCUGAAUUCCUUGGGUUUUUGCUGCAACUCGAAAGCAAAUGUGUAUUUAAACCAAAAUUCGUGUGCAAAAGUCUAGCUAGGGACGUUUUUCCGCCUUUCUUUCUCCACUGGAAAUCAAAAGCUUCUUUUGGAAUUGAACUUGUUUCUCCUGCACUUGAGCUGGAUAACACUGAAGCUCUUUGCUCUUCUGCUUGGAUACUGUUUUCUUGUUGACUUGUUUUUCUUCUCUUCUGUGGCAGGUUGUGGGGGGAGUUGCUUUUUGUUUUUGUUUUGUUUAGUUCGCGGGGGAGGGAACUGAAUCUUUUUUCUGGCCGUGUGAGAUUUUUUUUUCCUGUUCAGAUUCGUGAAAUUACGGGUAUUUUUUUUAAAAAAGCAUUAAAAUAAGAAGCACGUCAGAGAGACCACACGCUAGACGAAAUACUGACUUGUUUCAUUAUAGAAAGACUGAGUCGAAAGCUGCCAAAGAGCCCCUGAAGGAAAAGAAAAGGGAGAAAGAACAAGAAAUUCAAGAAGAGGAACAUUUGAUGGAAGAAAAGAAAAAGAAAAAGCAGGAAGAAAAGAAAAAGAAGGAAGGUGCUCAGAAAAAGGCUGCUGAACAAAAAACCAAAGUGCCAGAACCUAUUAAGACCAGUUUAAGCCAGCCCCAGCCUGCCGGUACCGGUACCAGUACUUCCACCAGCACUAUUACCAACAGCAGCAAUGGCAAGCGUGCAUCUGCUAAUGGGCAGCAGCCAGCUGCAUCCCGUUACCUGCCUCGUGAGGUGCCUCCACGCUUCCGCCAGCAAGAACAGAAACAGCUCUUAAAGAGAGGUCAGCCACUGCCUACCGGGACUCUGACCAGCGCAAGCCCACCACAAGGUACUGGACAAGCAGGGGCAAGUCCUCCUCCACAGCUAGGAGCAGGUGGACAGCAUCAUCCCAGUAAGACCCAAACCCAAACAGAUCUUGGUCACAGUAGUUUGGGAGACCAUUAUGAAAAUUCCCACUGGGGACAACAGCCCACUUUCAGAAGUGAAGCCAACUGCAGCUGGGAUAAAGUGAUAAUAGACAGGACUGACAAGGAAGCGUGGCCUUCCAUUACAGGAACUGAGACUGAAUCUGCUUCAGAAUGUACUACAGAAACUGACUCUGCCUCCAACUGUGGCUCAGAGAACAGUAGCAUGGCUACAGGGAGUGCCCAAGGCAACUUCACUGGACAUACAAAGAAAACUAAUGGCAAUAAUGGCACCAAUGGAGCACUCAUCCAAAGCACUUCUAACCAGAGUGCCCUUGGAGCUGGUGGAGCAAAUGGUAAUGGAAACUCAGCCAGAGUGUGGGGUGUGGCCACAGGCUCCAACUCUGGCCUAGCUCACUGUUCUGCCAGUGGUGGGGAUGGAAAGAUGGACAACAUGAUUGCAGAUGGUAGAAGUCAAAACUGCUGGGGUGCUUCCAACUCAAAUGCUGGCAUUAAUCUUAACCUUAAUCCUAAUGCCAAUCCAGCUGCCUGGCCUGUACUCGGACAUGAAGGAACUGUGGGAGCAGGCAACCCUUCCAGUAUUUGUAGUCCAGUCAGUGCCAUAGGUCAGAAUAUGGGCAACCAGAAUGGCAACCCAACAGGCACCUUAGGUGCUUGGGGAAACUUGCUGCCGCAAGAGAGCACAGAACCACAAACGUCCACUUCUCAGAAUGUGUCUUUCAGCGUACAACCUCAGAACCUUAACACUGAUGGACCAAAUAACACUAACCCCAUGAACUCUUCACCAAACCCUAUCAAUGCAAUGCAGACUAAUGGACUGCCAAACUGGGGGAUGGCUGUUGGUAUGGGGGCCAUCAUCUCGCCCCACCUGCAAGGCCUUCCUGGUGCUAAUGGAACAUCAGUUUCUCAAGUCAGUGGGGGCAAUGGUGAAGGAAUGGGUAGUUCAGUAUGGGGAAUAUCCCCAGGUAAUCCUGCCACAGGAAACAGCAAUUCUGGGUUCAGUCAGGGGAAUGGAGACACUGUGAACUCAGCAUUAAGUGCUAAACAGAAUGGAUCCAGCAGUGCUGUGCAAAAGGAAGGAAAUGGAGCAAGUGCAUGGGAUUCAGGACCUCCUGCUGGUCCUGGGGUACUAGCAUGGGGCAGGGGCAGUGGCAACAGUAGUGUUGGUAGCAUGCAUUCUGGAGCUUGGGGCCACCCAAACCGUAACACCAGUAAUGGGGUUAACGGUGAAUGGGGCAAGCCCCCAAAUCAGCAUUCCAAUAGUGACAUCAGUGGUAAAGGAUCAGCAGGGUGGGAUAGCCCUAGUGUUACCAGCCAGAAUCCUGCCAUGCAGCAGGGCAAUGAACAAAUAAACUCUUGGGCCAAAGCUGCAGCAUCUGUCACCACAGCUAGUGAAGAAAGUAAUGACAGUGGUGGAGGUCAAAAUGAGGGCAAUGCUGGGAGAGAAGGAGCAGGAGAGGCCAGAAGGAGAGACAAGGGGGUGAUAGACCAAGGGCAAGUCCAGUUGCCAAGGAAUGACCUUGACCCAAGAGUCUUGUCCAAUACUGGUUGGGGACAGACUCCUGUAAAGCAAAACACUGCCUGGGAAUUUGAAGAAUCCCCAAGGUCUGAACGAAAGAAUGACAAUGGAACGGAGGCCUGGGGUUGUACAGCUUCUCAGUCUUCAAACUCAGGGGGGAAGAAUGAUGGGUCCAUCAUGAACAGUACAAAUACCUCUUCAGUAUCUGGGUGGGUCAACUCUCCACCCUCAGCUGUUCCAACAAAUACAGGUUGGGGAGACAACAACAACAAAGCGCCAAACGGCCCAGGGGGAUGGGGAGAAUCAGCUAGCUCUACUGCUGUCAAUGCUGCUGCUGCUGCUGCUACUGCUGCCAAAAGUGGCCACGCUUGGAGUGGGACCGCAAAUCAGGAGGACAAAUCACCUACAUGGGGUGAACCUCAGAAACCCAAAUCUCAAAAUUGGGGAGAUGGACAGAAAUCAAAUCCAGGCUGGACUUCAGGAGGUGGAGAUUGGACUGAGUCAUCAUCCGUACCUGGACACUUGCCUGAGGGGAAGAAGAAUGGAUCUGGAUGGGAUGCUGACAAUAGAUCAGGGUCAGGUUGGAAUGAAACUACAAGGUCUGGGACCAGUGGGUGGGGAAAUGGCACAAACACCAAGGCUAAUACAGGUACAAGUUGGGGAGAAUCUCUAAAACCUAGCCCUCAACAGAAUUGGGCUAGUAAACCACAGGACAACAGUGUGAGUAACUGGGGAGGAGCAGCUUCUGUUAAACAGACUGGGUCAGGAUGGGUUGGUGGGCCAGUGCCACCCAAACAAAAAGAUAGCAGUGAGGCAACUGGCUGGGAAGAGCCUUCUCCACCAUCCAUUCGCCGUAAGAUGGAAAUUGAUGAUGGUACCUCAGCUUGGGGUGAUCCAAACUACAACAACAACAAGACUGUAAACAUGUGGGAUAGAAACAACCCUGUAAUUCAGAGCAGUACCACAACCAACACCACCACUACUACUACCGUUAUAAACACAAAUAUGGUUGAACCUCAGCCAUCGCACCAGUCAAGUGCCCAGCCGAACCGGUCCCCAUUGCUUGGUCCAGGAGGGAGCUUCUCUGGGGAUGAAUCAGGUUUGUGUAGUAAAGAAGGCUAUUAUCUGUCGAAUCCCUACUUGGUUGCAGAGAUUGGAAAUUAUGUAGUGAAUGAAGUAGGAGAUUGCAGGAAGCGAAGAGGAGGUCUCAUGGGCUGGGGAGAAAUGCCUACUGUCCAUGCAAAGACUGAAUCUUCUUGGGGAGAGCCCGCAUCCCCUUCUGCUGCAGUUGAUAAUGGCACUUCAGCAUGGGGGAAACCCCCCAGCAGUGGUACAGGGUGGGGAGAGAAUUCUGCUGAGUCAGCAGGGACCUACGGAAGAGCAAAUACUCCAGCUGCUGCCCCAGCACUGUGCAAGCCAGCUUCUAAAUCUAUGCAAGAAGGCUGGGGCAGUGGUGGGGAUGAAGUGAACCUCAGUACUAGUCAGUGGGAAGAUGAAGAAGGAGAUAUGUGGAAUAAUACUGCUUCACAAGAGAGUAACUCCUCCUGUAAUUCAUGGGGGAAUGCCCCAAAGAAAGGACUUCAAAAGGGCAUGAAGACAUCUAGUAAGCAAGAUGAGGCCUGGAUCAUGAACCGUCUGAUAAAACAGCUCACAGACAUGGGCUUCCCGAGAGAGCCAGCAGAAGAGGCCUUGAAGAGCAACAAUAUGAAUCUCGAUCAGGCCAUGAGUGCUCUGCUGGAAAAGAAGGUGGAAAUGGACAAGCGUGGAAUGGGAGUGACCGACUAUAAUGGAAUGGUCACCAAACCCCUUGGCUGCCGCCCACCAUCAAUCUCCAAAGAGUCUUCCAUGGACCGUCCCACCUUCCUUGACAAGGAUGGCGGCCUAGUGGAAGAGCCCACUACUUCACCAUUUUUGCCUUCACCAAGCCUGAAGCUCCCCCUUUCAAACAGUGCACUCCCUAAUCAGACCCUGGGCGGGAUUGCCUCAGGGCUGGGCAUGCAAAACUUGAAUUCUUCUAGACAGAUACCGAGUGGCAAUCUGGGUAUGUUUGGCAAUAGCGGAGCAGCACAAGCCAGGACCAUGCAACAGCCGCAGCAACCGCCAGUGCAACCUCUUAACUCAUCCCAGCCUAGUCUUCGUGCUCAAGUGCCUCAGUUUCUAUCCCCUCAGGUUCAAGCACAGCUUUUGCAGUUUGCAGCAAAAAACAUUGGUCUCAACCCUGCACUAUUAACCUCGCCAAUUAAUCCUCAGCAUAUGACGAUGUUGAACCAGCUCUAUCAGCUGCAGCUGGCGUACCAACGUUUACAAAUCCAGCAGCAGAUGUUACAGGCUCAGCGUAAUGUUUCCGGACCUAUGAGACAACAGGAGCAGCAAGUUGCACGUACAAUCAAUAACAUGCAGCAGCAGAUACAGCAGCACCAGCGCCAGCUGGCCCAGGCCCUGCUUAUGAAGCAGCAGCCUCCCCCUCCACAUCUAUCUUUGCACCCCUCUGCAGGCAAAUCAGCCCUGGAUAGCUUUUCACCCCAUCCCCAGGCUCCCGGCCUAUCUGACCUGCAGACCAAAGAGCAACAGUCUUCACCGAACACCUUUGCUCCUUACCCUCUUACUGGGCUGAAUCCAAACAUGAAUGUAAGCAGCAUGGACAUUACUGGUGGUUUGUCAGUGAAGGAUACUUCUCAGUCUCAGUCUCGCCUUCCUCAGUGGACACACCCCAACUCAAUGGAUAAUCUAUCUAGUGCUACUUCUUCACUUGACCAGAAUCCUAGCAAGCACGGUGCUAUUCCUGGAGGUCUAAGUAUUGGUCCUCCAGGAAAGUCCUCCAUUGAUGACUCUUAUGGACGGUACGAUCUGAUCCAAAACAGCGAUUCACCAGCCAGUCCACCUGUAGCUGUUCCUCACAGCUGGUCACGUGCCAAAACUGAUAGUGAUAAAAUCUCCAAUGGUUCCAGUAUUAACUGGCCGCCAGAAUUUCAUCCUGGAGUGCCGUGGAAAGGACUGCAGAAUAUUGACCCUGAAAAUGACCCAGAUGUCACUCCUGGAAGUGUUCCGACUGGGCCUACCAUUAAUACCACCAUACAAGAUGUUAAUCGCUAUCUUCUCAAGAGUGGAGAUUCUGAAUACAUAGAAGGAACUGAGGGACAGUUAUGGCUGAGGAUCCCUUCCAUGCCUUCAGGUCCUGAAGGUUCAGUUCUGCAUGGAAGCAUUGUGCAACCCCAGCUGCUUUCGAGAGGGUUCCGACUCAAUGGCAAGAGAGCAUGGUCAUCCCCAACAUCAUCUCAGAAUGCCACACUGCCUUCAUCGAGUGCCUGGCCGCUUAGUGCCUCCGGCUACAGUAACUCUUUCAGCAGUAUUGCAUCCGCACCUAGCAUUGCAGGUAAAUUGUCAGACAUCAAGUCUACAUGGUCCUCUGGCCCAAUCUCUCACACACAAGCCUCUCUAUCCCAUGAACUAUGGAAGGUACCCAGAAACACUACUGCUCCUACGAGACCACCUCCAGGUUUAACAAACACCAAGCCAUCAUCUACCUGGGGUGCCAGUCCACUGGGUUGGACCAGCUCUUAUUCCUCUGGUUCUGCCUGGAGUACUGACAGCUCAGGAAGAACAAGCAGCUGGCUGGUUCUGCGUAACCUCACACCCCAGAUUGAUGGUUCUACACUGCGGACACUGUGUUUGCAACAUGGCCCUCUAAUUACAUUCCACCUGAACCUGACUCAAGGGAAUGCUGUGGUCCGCUACAGUUCCAAGGAAGAAGCAGCCAAGGCCCAGAAGUCUCUGCAUAUGUGUGUUUUGGGAAACACUACCAUCUUGGCUGAGUUUGCUGGUGAAGAAGAAGUAAACCGUUUCUUAGCACAAGGCCAGCCACUGCCACCCACCUCCAGUUGGCAGUCCAACACUGGAACCAAUCAGACUCGUAUGGGCUCCACGAGCAGCUCUCAUGGAUUGGUGCGGAAUGAUGCAGGCCACUGGAAUACUCCCUGCCUUGCUGGCAAAGGGAGCAGCGAUUUGCUCUGGGGUGGGGUCCCUCAGUACUCAAGCAGCCUUUGGGGGCCCCCCAGCACCGAUGAUGGCAGGGUUAUUGGCAGCCCAACACCUUUGAAUACUCUGCUCCCAGGUGAUCUUCUCAGUGGGGAGUCCAUCUAGGAAGGAGAGAAACAAAGUGGAAAUAACAAUCAUCAGCACUAAAGGAAAAAAUUGUAACCCUUUCCAGUCCAGGGCUUCACGAAGAAUCCAGCUUUAACAGAUCAGACUGGCAGCCCUUUUUAGUACCUCUGUCCAAUAUUGAAUAUGAAACUCUGCAGAAGUCCUUGUGAACUGUUAAUGAAACAGUAUGGGCUACAUUUGGUCAGUGUCACAUGCUAAUGACAGGUUUUCUUUUUUCAUGGCUUUUUAUUUUGUCGUCUUUUUAUGUUUGUAUGGUGUUUUUAAAAACGAAGUAUAAAAGCUGCUUAGAAUAGGUCUAUCAUGAAGGGCACUUUUCAGAAUUUGGGCUGGAAAGGGUUAUUUUAUCAACUUUGGGGGGAGGGAGAAAAUGAAAGCCUAUUUUAAAUGAGCCUGUGACUAUUAUGCACAUUACCAGAGGCGGACCCAAUAAUCAGAAGAGAGUGGAGUGUGAUAUUCAUCUUUGGUACAGAAAAGUAAUGAAUCUGAAUGGUAACUAUUGACUGUACAGGUUGAAUUAGAGGGUGGGGGUGGGGUAUCUAUGUCCACUGCUCCCAUGGAUCUGCCUAUGCACAUUACCCUUGUUUCAUUACUUUUUCAUGUCAUUUUUUUAAAAUCCCCCCAAAAUAUAAAAAGUUUAAAAAAAAAAACAUAUCAAACAUGCAAAUACUUGAAUCCAGCAGGC
Gopherus flavomarginatus (Mexican gopher tortoise) is the source of this 8248-nucleotide messenger RNA. It is a transcript of the gene TNRC6C, whose product is annotated as trinucleotide repeat containing adaptor 6C. Gene Ontology annotation, molecular function: protein binding; RNA binding. Gene Ontology annotation, cellular component: P-body; nucleoplasm. NCBI's taxonomy places the organism in Eukaryota, Metazoa, Chordata, Testudines, Testudinidae. Gene Ontology annotation, biological process: miRNA-mediated post-transcriptional gene silencing; positive regulation of nuclear-transcribed mRNA poly(A) tail shortening. The transcript is spliced from 25 exons. Bases 1456 to 7545 code for a protein of 2029 amino acids. The record is from RefSeq and is a predicted model, not a curated record.